CUGAGAAUCCUCGUUCAUAUCCCAGUCAACGGACAGCAGAAGCAGGAAACGGAUCCGUCGCAAGCCAGCACCGAGGACUCCGCGGGACCGCGGCCAACGGCGUUGCACUUGCUCGCCGUCGACGGGACGCCGCCCCCAUCUUUCGCCGCGAGCGCCCGCGCGGGGCAACACAAGGUAUAUGGAGUAUGACAUGCUGGAGCACAUACUUGAGGGAAAGGAGAAACCAACGAAUCUAUCAUUUGCACUUCUGAAGAAAAUCACAGAUGAUUUCUCAGAAGAGCGGGAAAUUGGCCAGGGUGGAUUCGGAACCGUCUAUAAGGGUGUCCUACGAAACAGAAAUGUUGCAGUGAAGAGGAUCAUGAACAACUACACGAUCGAUGAGAAGCUAUUUUAUCGCGAGGUUGACAGUCUUUUGAAGGUUAACCAUAAAAAUGUAGUCCGGUUUCUUGGCUUCUGCGCUAAUACUGAGCAAGCAGUUAUAAAAAUUGAAGGUAAAAAAGAAUAUAUUUAUGCCGAAAUAAGAGAAAGAUUGCUCUGUUUCGAGUAUGUCAGCAACGGGAACCUACAAAAUUAUAUUACCGAUGAAUUAAGAGGACUUGAGUGGAAUGUACGUUUUCAGAUCAUCAAAGACAUUUGUGAGGGUUUGUUUCAUCUGCACAUGGAAAACCAUAUUAUUCAUAUGGAUCUGAAGCCUGCCAAUAUACUGCUAGAUCAUCAUAUGGUCCCAAAGGUGACAGACUUUGGUCUAUCAAGACUUGAUGAGAACUCACAAACCAUGUGUACGAACCGUUUUUUAUCACUCGGAUAUUGUGCUCCGGAAUACCUACAUGGUGGCAGGAUGUCUGUGAAAUCAGACAUAUACAGUUUGGGUGUAAUAAUCAUCGAACUGGUAACGGGACAUAAGAGUAUCCCUGAUAACAAUAAUGUCCAUCGUGAUACAUGUUUGGAUUGGGUUGGUUGUCGGCCUAUUUUUCAUGCUUGAGCUGGAUCUGGAAAUAGGCACAUCGGUUUCAUACGGGAGAGAGGCUCAGUCAAUCUUACUCAACUAAGGCAUCUAUGCUGAAUAGCGACCUCUUAGGACAUCUUACCCAGUUUACGAGAUAAGGUGAGUUGCACCUGACAACCAAGAACGAACAAAGCGUGAGAUCAAACGGUCCAAGAGCAUAGGUGCGUGAGAGGUUUCAUUGAAUGCACAAUUUUAAUGUCAUAAUUUUCUCUCUCUCUCUCUCUCUCUCUCUCUCUUCCACAUCAUCCUGACAAAGCGUGUGUCUGUGAUGCGGAGCCGCGGAGAAGAGGGCAGCGAGGCUAUCCACGACAUGGGCCUCAUCUUGCGUAGGUCGAAGGAGGUGCAGCUCCAAUCCAGGUGGCUCACGCAUGCGGAUGGCAUGCUUUGGCUCUACACGGUAGUCAGAAGAUGGAGGCACAGAUGGAAAAAAUCAGGGAAUGAAAUGCCAUUAGGUUACCAACAAGUAACUAAAUGCAUCGAAAUAGGGCUGCGCUGCUAGGAAAAUGACCCCUACAGACGACCUUUCAUUAGUGAUAUAUUAUGCGAUUUCACGAACAUGGAAGGUACAAAUGAGCAAUUCAGCAGCAACAAUGGGUCUACAAUUGAUGAGAUGAGCGCUUACUUGGAGGAUGAUAUGCUUGGAAUUGAGCCACUCGAACUACAUUUUCCUUUUGACCUGAACAAGCAGAUGGCAUGCACAUUACAGUUAACCAACGAAACAGAUGGUUGUAUAGCCUUCAAUAUCCAAACAACGUCCCCCCUGCCAUAUCGCGUACAUCCAACCAGAGACAUCGUGCCACCGAGAUCCAAGUGUAGUAUCGACAUAACAUUGCAAUUACAUAAGAAGGCACCAUGGCAUGCCGGCGGGUUAAUUGUUCGGAGCACUAAAGUGAGUGAUGGUCUUGCAGCUCGGGAUAUAACUACAGACAUGUUCGAUAAAGAGGCAGGAAACUUGGUUGAUGAGGUGAGUUUGGAUGUUGUUUUUGACAGACAGCUACAAGCCUCACACUUAUCUGAAGUACCAAAGCAUACAUCACUUGCACCAGUAGCAGUUUUGGGUACGAAUGAUCCGAGGAAUCGAGGGGCAUCUAGUGUGCCACGGAUAUCUGCACACACAGGGUCAGAAGGGACAGUCUCUGAGGUAAUUCCUGCAGGCUCCAGCAAGCUUCUUGACAUCCACCCGCCUGAGCUUUGGUUCACCUUCGAACCCAACAAGUUGAUCCCCUGCUCACUGUACCUAACAAACAACACAGAUGAAUAUGUGCCGUUUAAGCUUAUGGAGAAGAGCAUGCUCAUGCACAAAAGGAGGCUCUUUCUAAGUCUACCACUCUAUGGCAUUGUCCCCCCGGGCUCCGCCUACAUUCUCGUUGUGACAACGGAUAAAAGGGAAAACCUACCAGAAGAAAGGGACGUCGAUUUUGUCCUUCAGAACAGUGUAGGUGAUGAGCGCCUCAAGCCCUUCAGAAACCAAUAUGAUUGUGACCAAUAUUUUGAGAAAGCAACAAAGUCGGGGAAUAUGGUGCAUAAUGUGAUACUGAAAGUUGUUUAUGCACCCGAAGGAAAGAUGGCAUGUGAGGGAAUUCCACCUUUACUUAAGAUGACAUUCGUGGAGAAAACCCAUGCAGCAUUGUGUUCCCUGGAUGCAAACCAGACAGAGCCAUGGAUUAUAACUGGUCAUUACGACGGACGUGUUGGUUUAUGGGACUAUGACACACAGAAAUUUCUUGCUUUGGAUAAAGUCACAGGAUCAUCAGGUUGUCUUGUUAAAUUUAUUGAACGGCGUCAAUGGUUUCUGGCUGGGUCAUAUCACGAAGGAUUUAUCCAUGUGUACAACUAUGAAACAGAAGUGCAGGAAGUCAAUAGUUUCCGUGCUCAUGAUAGAUUUCUUGAAUCGAUGGCCAUUCAUCCUACGCAGCCUUAUGUGCUGUCAUCAUCUGAUACACAAAUAAAGCUUUGGGACUGGGACAAGGAUUGGGAGUGCAGACGAACGUUUAUGGAACACUCCCAUACUGUAAAACAGGUUGCAUUUAACCCAUGGAACACCAACAGUUUUGCUAGUGCUUCAAGAGAUCACACAGCAAAGGUUUGGAGCCUUGAUUCUUCCAGGUCUAUGUAUACUCUGUCCGGGCAUUUGGACGAAGUGAACUGCCUAGAUUUCUUCACGCGUGAUAAUCAGCAGUAUUUGAUUACUGGCUCUGAGGAUAUGACUGCCAAGAUAUGGGACCUGCGGAAAGAGAUGUGUAUUGAGACACUAAAAGGUUUCAUGUUUCCAGUUGUCUCUAUUGUUUCCCAUCCCAGACUUCCACUUGUAAUUAUAGGUACAAGAAACGGCAUCGUUCAUUUGUGGAGCUUGACUAAUUUCAGGGUUGAGAGAAUUCUUCACAUUGGUUGUCAUCAAGGUGUCCGUGGUCUCGCCGCUUUGAUGGGGUCAAGAAGGGUUAUCAUUGGACAUGGUUCAGCAGUAUCAAUGGUGGAGAUCCAUAAUGAAGAACCUGUUGAUAGCAAGGCCGAAAUGGAAGUCCGAUAUGAGCGGCAAGGAUGAUCAUUCAGUAUGAGCGACACAUAUUAGAA
This is a messenger RNA of Triticum urartu, 3577 nucleotides long. The record is from RefSeq and is a predicted model, not a curated record. Lineage: Eukaryota; Viridiplantae; Streptophyta; Magnoliopsida; Poales; Poaceae.